This is a messenger RNA of Enhydra lutris kenyoni (northern sea otter), 1836 nucleotides long. Its product is annotated as coiled-coil domain containing 127. The transcript is spliced from 2 exons. Lineage: Eukaryota; Metazoa; Chordata; Mammalia; Carnivora; Mustelidae. Bases 624 to 1517 code for a protein of 297 amino acids. The record is from RefSeq and is a predicted model, not a curated record.
AAAAAAAAUAGAAUUUUAUAUUUUUAGGUGUUAAGUCUUUAUUGAAAACGUUCUUAAAAUUUUUCAGAAUGGAUUGGGUUCCUAUUUUGUUAGUAAGCCUCCAUCGUUUCUUUCCUAAUCAGUGUGUAUUGUUCGUCGCCGUCACAUAGAAGUAAGUUGAACGUCUCAUCGCUCUGUUUUGUGGAAGUGUCCGACCUAGUGUGGGUUCUUAGUAAAUCGGUAGGUCCGUGUUAGCUUGAGACCCCGGCCCGGUUACUGAGAGGCAGCAGAGCUUUAAGCAGAAACAUCUGUCAUUACGGUGAAAAUGCCACCAAAGUCAGGAGGCGUGAGAGCCUUCCUAGCACUGACCCCAUCCUGGUGACACACCUCUCCGUGGCCUCGUGGGUCAUCAUUUCCUGAAGCGGCCAGUGUUUGCUUUCACACCUUCCUGCUGACAUGUCUUGUGUCCAGCCGCGCUGGGAAGCUCUGUGUAGCGGAGAUCUUCCCUCACGGGCCUCAUGUUUCACUUGAGACCUCUCUCUCCCGCCUACGGUAUCCCGAUGCUGUCUGAGGCCUUGUGUUUUCCUCUUUCAUCCUGUAAGGCUCAGUGCUACGCAGCUCGUGGGUGGACCUGAGCCAGGUACAUGGUAACAGUUGUGACAGAUGUGUCCUAUCGUUUUAUGUGGUUAAUGGUUUUAUUAUUUACUUCAAGGUACAUCUCCAUGAAUAACUUAAAUGACCCCCCAAAUUGGAAUAUCCGACCUAAUUCCAGGGCUGACGGGGGUGAUGGAAGCAGAUGGAAUUAUGCCCUGUUGGUUCCAAUGCUGGGAUUGGCUGCUUUUCGUUGGAUUUGGUCCAGGGAGUCCCAGAAAGAAAUAGAAAAAGAGAGAGAAGCGUACCGUCAGAGAACAGCCGCUUUCCAGCGGGAUCUCGAAGCCAAGUACCACGCCGUGAUCUCAGAAAACCGGCGCGCCGUGGCUCACUUGUCUUUGGAACUCGAGAAGGAACAGAACAGAACGACUAGUUACCGAGAAGCACUUAUCUCUCAGGGGCGCAAGUUGGUAGAAGAAAGGAAGCUUCUGGAACAGGAAUGGGCUCAGGUCAUGCAAGAAAAGAGACAGUUGCAGCCUCUGAGAAGUGCGUAUCUGAGCUUCCUGGAGAAGGAGGACGACUGGCAGAGGAGGGCCAGGCUUGUGCUGAAGGAGUUCGAGGAUGCCCUGACGGAGAGACAGAGCAUCUACUGCAGCCUGGUCCUCCCCCGCGGCAGGCGGCUGGAAAUCGAGAAGAACUUACUGGUCCGAGCGUCCACAGACCCGGUCGCCGCAGAGCUGCAGGUGGCGGCCGGCCUGACCGACAUAUUCCAGCACGACACUCACUGCGGCGGCGUCUGGAACACCAGCCGGCGCCGGAACGGCAGACUCAUGUGGCUGUAUCUCAGGUACUGGGAGCUGAGCGCCGAGCUGAGGAAGCGUCAGCGGGUUGAGGCUGCCAUCCUGGGGGACUGGCCGGAGCCCCGCAUGCCGCCGGCGACACCCUGAGGCCCCAGGUGCCGCCGCGCUGGUUCCUUCUGGCGCGGGCGCCUGCGGCUGCCUUCACACAGGGGCCGCGUCCUCUCCCGCCGCGUCCGCGCGGGGCGACGGGUCUCCUUCUUAGCCCUCUUCAGCCACUGAGGAUGCAGGUUCCCGGAGGACUUUUUUGAAGCUGUGCCAUUGUAUGAGGCUGAGCAGUAUUACACACCCUCCUGCCUUUGCUGUAGGUAAGACUGUUUUUGAGAAAGUCAAAGAGUAUCGAUCCUCUCUGUAAGUAGUUUUCAGUCUGUUUUUGUCACUCCCUAAAUAAAUUCUGUUUUCUCCUCCA